This is a messenger RNA of Temnothorax curvispinosus, 765 nucleotides long. RefSeq names its product repetitive proline-rich cell wall protein 1-like. The record is from RefSeq and is a predicted model, not a curated record. Lineage: Eukaryota; Metazoa; Arthropoda; Insecta; Hymenoptera; Formicidae. The coding region runs from base 1 to 765 and encodes 254 amino acids. The transcript is spliced from 2 exons.
AUGUUUAGGCUACUGAUACCGUGCCUGUUAUGGCUGUCAACGGUGCGCUCGGAGGCCGGGAUGCACAUGGGCAUGCCGGCCGAGCCGCUGAUGGACAAGAUGUCAGACGCCUCGAUGCUGAAGGCAAAGAGAGAUUCCAUCCACCAACCUUGCGAGCCGCUCUACCCGCACGUUCACGGCGCUUACUCCCCGCCGCCGGUCUACGUUAAACCCCUGAUCCAACCGGCCUACUUGAAGAAAGAGUUGGGCAUAGCGCAACCCUUUGCACCAGCUCAUUUGCAGUACGUUCAACAGCCGCACGCCUAUCCCGCCGUGGUGCCGAAACCGGCCAUCACGUACGUGAAGCCGGUGACGCCUGCGAUAAACUAUCACGCGGCGCAGCAUCAUCAGUCGUUGCAGUACAUCAAGCCCGUGAUGCCCAUCUACCAGAGUCCUAUUAUGCCGUCCUACGCGCCGAUCUAUCAGAAGCCGCUGCACUACGCGCCCAUGUACCAGAGCCCCUUGUACCAGAGCCCCUUGUACCACGACGCGAUGCCGAAGAUAUUCCUCAAGAAGUACGAGGCGCCUGUCGCCCAGAUACUCUACCAGAAACCGCUGGUCCACGCGCCCGCCGUUCAAUACGCGUCACCGAAGGUGGUGCACGUACAGGCGCCGCAGGUGUCCUACGUGAAACCUGUGGUCCACGCACCACCAUCCGUGUACGGCCCGCCGCAGGUUCACAAUUCCGUUAUAGUCAAGCCUUAUGCAGAGCCUCAUUGUGCGUAG